Molecule: messenger RNA, 723 nt
Organism: Sphenostylis stenocarpa
Lineage: Eukaryota; Viridiplantae; Streptophyta; Magnoliopsida; Fabales; Fabaceae
Source: the annotation of a GenBank genome assembly
AUGACACGUCAGAGAGUUAGAAGCACGUCGGCAUCAUAUUUUGAGCUUCAUCGUCCACGUGAACGGUUAGCAACAGCAUUGCUCUGCUUGAUCCAUUUACCAGGAGACAUUUGGUGGAAAGUGCUUGACGUAGAGGUUGUGUCGUCUGAGAUUACUAUUGGUGGCACAAAAUAUCGUUUAGCAGAUGCUCGAGUUGCUCGUGUGUCAGAUUUUGGUGACAAAGGCACAAUAUUUAACAUCAAGACUCAUCUGGUCCAUCUUUUAAACCCUGGUGAUUAUUCUCUUUUUUAUGAUCUGUACAGGGCAAAUAGUAAUGACAUGGAGUUUGACAUGUACAAAGAGCACAUUCCUGAAGCAAUUUUAAUAAAGAAAAGUUAUGAAGAAAAGAGCCAGAAGAAACGUGGGAAGCAUCAAUACGGACAACUCUUGAAAGAUCUGGAAGAAAAACCUGGUAUGAGGUUCAACAUAUCAUUGAACCGAAACAAGGAGUACCAGUCACCAGUGAUGGCAUCGGUGACUGAUGGUGAUGACCUGCCUUCUGUUCCAUUGCAUGAAUUGUUGGCUGAUCGUGAUGGGAGUGAAGAUGAAGAUGAAGAGGACAACAUGACAGAACGAACAAAAGCUUCAUAUAUCUUGAUAUAUGGUUACAGCACUAUUGUUAAUCGUGUUCCAAGAGGGCCCAUCGCUUGUGAAGCAUCUUCACCCAUUAGUGUUGUUGCUUGA